Messenger RNA from Pseudo-nitzschia multistriata, 2096 nucleotides. The record is from the annotation of a GenBank genome assembly. Lineage: Eukaryota; Bacillariophyta; Bacillariophyceae; Bacillariales; Bacillariaceae.
CAUCGAGCUUGUCUCAUUUCAGAUGAAAUACUCUUUUCACAAGAAAAGUUAAUUUAGUUGGUUCCACAUCAGAACGAAAAACUUCGAAAGAAACAAUACCUAAAUUACCACCAUGAAAUCAUCAUUUACUAUUCUACUCGUCUCUUUGAUAUUCCAAGCACUUACGAAUACAUGCGCAUCAUUGGAACAAUCAUUGUCGUCAUUGUCUCGAUCAAUGUCUAAGGGUAAGAGACUCAAAGGUGUUCCUCGCCAAGAGCACAGAAAAAUCCUUCACAAUGUAAAAUGUAUUCUAUUUCGAAAAGAAACCCGAUACUUGUCGACCAAGUCUACAGAUCCUCAAGCAACAAUGGUUGCCUCCGAAGAAACCUGGACAUGCGAACUAGAGAAUGCCAGUGGUCACGACUUUGUCCCUGCCACUGUGGAGCUCAAAGGCAUUAACAACCAAUUUCUUGAAAGUCAAGGCGCCAAGUCUGGCUUUAGCGCCUUGGUUGCUACCGAAGGCAUUGUCGAAGGAGGCGACGGGACAAUGGCGAUGACCAUUCCACCAGCGGCACUCGUGAAGGUCCUCGAACAACCUACCACUCUUGGCAACAAGCUACGACGACAGAGUGGGCGAAAGCGGCGUAAUCUGGCUGCUACCUCUGGUACUCUGAAAACACUUGUGGUUCGAGUGAUCGCGAAGAACGGGAUUGGACCUAUUGCGAACACCGUUCAACUGCGAUCCGACGUGUUUGAAGAUAAAGUCUGCCUCAAGUCGCAAUACGAAGCUUGUUCCCACGGCCGACUUAAAAUCGAACCAUUCACGGGCUACACUGAAACGAAUCGGUACAUCAAAGAUGGUGUUGUCAGCGUAGGAGUCGACGUGGCACCUAUCGAAGGAAAUAAAGACAACUUCGAGGUUGCGGCAAAAAAUAGGGCUACAGAAAUUUAUGGCGAUCUCGGAUCACAAUUUGAUCUUGUCAUGUUCUGCAUUCCGCCCGGAACGGGUCCAUGGCUUGCCUACGCCUACAUCAAUCGUUUCGAUUCUUUUUUUAAUGACGAAUGGUGUUCCAGUGUUAGCACACAGGUGCACGAAGUCGGACACAAUCUUGGCCUCGCCCAUUCAGGAAAAGAUACCGAUGUUUACGGCGACCAAUCUGGUAUGAUGGGGUUUAGCUAUAAGGACGAUGACUUCCCGCUCAUGUGUUUCAAUCCAGCCAAGAGCUACCAGCUCGGAUGGUACAGAGAACAGCAAGAUUUUGUGAAUCCCCUGACGGACAUUUUGCCCAUGAAGUACUCUCGAGAAUAUAUAUUGAACGGUGUAGACGACUUUGAUAGAGGCGAAUCUGGCGUGAAGGAGGAUCUGAUUAUUCUCCGACUGAAGCAGCAGAACUCUCGGGAAGAUUACUACAUUGGCUUCAACCGUAAAAAAGGCAGAAAUGCGGAAACAGUGAAGGACGCAAACUGCGUGACAAUUGUAAAAAAGACGAGUGGUCCUAAUGAAUAUGGCCAAUCUUGGCAAGUAUCUACGCUUUGUGAAAUUCAAGAUUCAUACACAAUCAAUAACUACGACGAAUCUUCAUUCGAUGUCACCGUGAAACUAAUAUCCAUCAUCGGUAAAGAUGCCAAAGUAGAUAUCAUCGCUUCAAAUUCGGCUCUAUGCGACACUGUUAGAGAUUCAACGAGUCUCCGUUACAAAAAUAAAAAGAGACGAAACUGCAAUUGGGUAUCAAAGAGAAAGUCGCGUAGAUGUUCUAAAACUUGGACGAACAGGCCGCUGUCUGAGUGGUGUCCGCUAACAUGUGGUUCUUGUUCGGGACAAUUGAAUAUUUAUAGUUCAGGCUUUGGAAUGAACGAUUCUCUUCCCAGUACUUUGUGCGUGGAUGCUCAAAAUGUAUCGUUUCAAAAUAACUUUGCAAAGAAUUGCGGUUGGGUCGGAAAAGAAGAAGAGAAGAAGGAUGAACGCUGCGCGAAGGAAUGGCUUGGAAUAGCACUUUCUGAGUUUUGCCCGAAAACCUGUGGUUCUUGUUGAGCUUUCUAAAAUAUUCAUUACGAUCAGAAAUAGUACAAAGUAUUUUAGCAUUUGACAAGUCCUUAAAUAUAUUAAUUAAAAACAU